AAUUCUAACCACUUCGUCAUCUUGGUUGAGCGGAAAGGAAAGGAUGAGAUGCUCUGCGCGCGGUCGGAGUUGGUUUGGUUGCAGGCAGCAGGCAGCUGCAAAGCGAUACGGGUAGCCUUGCCUAGCUCUCAGUCUCAGCCAUGGGCGACGCCGCGGAGAGGAGGCUGGCCCGCGUCGCCGCCCACCUCGUCCCGUCGUCGUCGUUCCCGGUUACGCACGCCACCGUGCGUCCCCUCGCGCCCUCUGCCACGGCAGCGUCGUCGUCGUCCUCGCCGGCGAAGGACAGCUACCGGCGCGUGCACGGCGACGUGCCGUCGGAGCCACCGGAGUGGCGCGCCGCCACGGACGAGUCGGGGAAGGAGUUCGUCGACAUCGUCUACGAGAAGGCCGUGGGAGAGGGCAUCGCCAAGAUCACCAUAAACCGGCCAAAUCGAAGGAACGCGUUCCGUCCGCUGACCGUGAAGGAGCUUAUGCGCGCAUUCAACGACGCUAGAGAUGAUAGCUCCAUUGGAGUCAUCAUUCUUACAGGGAAGGGAACCGAGGCGUUCUGCAGCGGCGGUGACCAGGCGUUAAGAGAUUCUGAUGGAUAUGUUGACUUCGAUAGCUUCGGCCGCCUCAACGUUCUAGAUCUCCAGGUGCAAAUUCGCCGUCUUCCAAAGCCUGUUAUUGCUAUGGUUGCUGGUUAUGCUGUUGGUGGUGGGCAUGUCUUGCAUAUGGUGUGUGACAUAACAAUUGCAGCAGACAAUGCGAUAUUUGGGCAGACAGGGCCCAAGGUUGGAAGCUUUGAUGCUGGUUACGGAUCUUCAAUAAUGUCCCGAUUGGUUGGACCGAAGAGGGCCCGUGAGAUGUGGUUUCUGUCGCGGUUCUAUACAGCCGAUGAAGCUGACAAAAUGGGACUUGUGAACAUUGUGGUGCCACUUGCUCAACUGGAGCAAGAAACUGUCAAAUGGUGCAGGCAGAUCUUAAGGAACAGCCCCAUGGCCAUCCGAGUGCUCAAAUCUGCACUCAACGCUGCUGAUGAUGGCCAUGCAGGUCUUCAGGAGCUUGGCGGGAAUGCCACCCUGAUAUUCUACGGCACUGAGGAGGCAAAGGAAGGGAAGAAUGCGUACAUGGAGAGACGACGCCCAGAUUUCUCCAAAUUCCCACGGAAACCUUGAGUUUCGAUUUGGUUCUGUACAUCUGUAAUGGCCUAGUCAAUUAUUUUACUGAAUGUUAUUUUUUCCAACAUGGAAAUAAGAAAAGGUGUGGUCCCAAAACAAUAAUGCCAGCAAGUUGUAUAUCAUUAUCGUUUACUACAUGCAAGGCGACGGAUGAUGGGACCUUUUUUUUUUGUCAAUCUAUUUGCAUAUAUACAAAAAAAAUGUAAUUUGUAUGAAUAUUCAGAUCGAUGGAAAAUAAAGCUAGAUGCAUUUGAUUCA
Molecule: messenger RNA, 1418 nt
Organism: Sorghum bicolor (sorghum)
Lineage: Eukaryota; Viridiplantae; Streptophyta; Magnoliopsida; Poales; Poaceae
Product: 1,4-dihydroxy-2-naphthoyl-CoA synthase, peroxisomal
Exons: 9
Coding region: 141-1157 (338 amino acids)
Biological process (GO): menaquinone biosynthetic process
Cellular component (GO): cytosol
Molecular function (GO): 1,4-dihydroxy-2-naphthoyl-CoA synthase activity
Source: RefSeq, a predicted model, not a curated record